AUGGCUGGCGCAGCGAUCGGAGCUGCAGCGGGACCUGUCGGCGCCAUCAUCGGCGCAUUCGCCGGCAGUAUCUUUGGCAGUAUAGCAGCAGCGGCACUAGCGAAUGUACUAACACAAAAAAUAUUCGAUCUGCCCAAGAGUGUUGCCGUAGAAAAUGCUUAUCGGUACUUUGAUCUGAGGCAAUCCUGUUCAAAUGGUGAAGUCAAUUCAGCGUAUCACCGAUUGGCUUUACAAAAACAUCCAGACAAAGGUGGAUCGAAAGAAGAAUUCAUUGAACUUCAAGUGAACCUUGCUCUUAUCAAGAAACAUCGGGACGAUCUCUGA
This is a messenger RNA of Didymodactylos carnosus, 324 nucleotides long. The record is from the annotation of a GenBank genome assembly. NCBI's taxonomy places the organism in Eukaryota, Metazoa, Rotifera, Eurotatoria, Philodinida, Philodinidae.